ACAUUAUGCAUAUUUUGCACCAAGCCUCUUAGAUAGAAAAGAGAAGAAUAGAGAAGAAAGAGAGAUCAAGGACCAAAAAUGGAGUAUGGAGAAGAAGAGUUCCUGGCCUGCUGUGGGAGCACUAGAUUCGCCCAUGAAUUGGCGAAGGUCUCUCCUUUCUCUUCUCUUCAGGAAGCCAUCGCCGCCGCACGAGAUGUCUGGUUCAACAAGGUCGACGUCAAUGGCUGGCUCCAAGCUUUCUCUGCUCAUCCUCAGAUUGGACACUCUCCUUCUCCUUCGUCUUCGUCUUCUUCAGCUCAUUCCACUAGUGCUCAGUGGAGUAAGGGCGAGCAGUCGACUGCUUUAGCUACUGCUACUAGCUCCAGCUUACAGGAACUUUAUGAAUGGAAUGCUCGCUAUAGGGAGAAGUUUGGGUUCGUUUUUCUUAUAUGUGCUUCUGGAAGGAGCACUGAUGAAAUACUUGAUGAAUUGAAGAAACGUUAUCCAAACAGGCCUAUAAUUGAGUUUGAGAUUGCAGCUGAGGAGCAGAUGAAGAUAACAGAGCUGCGACUUGCGAAGCUCUUUUCAACUAAAGCAAAAGUUUCUUCAACAGGUGAUCAGUUUCCUGAAACUGCCUCAAAGAAAGCAGAAGAUCGUGUGAGCAUUAUUGGAGGGCAUCUAACUGCUACUGUUUCAGACGCUUCAGUUGGGAAAACAAGUGCAAGCCCAAAUCCAACUCGAACACGUCCACCCAUUACGACUCAUGUCUUGGAUGUUUCUCGGGGAUCUCCAGGAGCUGGUAUUGAGGUACACUUGGAGAUUUGGAAGGGCCCUCAGCCUCGCCCCUUAUUUGGAAAGGCAGACACGGGUGGUUGGGCAUUUCUGGGGUCUUCUAUCACAAAUAAUGAUGGACGAAGUGGUCAGUUGAUGAGCAUAGUUGAUGCUGUGAACCCAGGAAUAUACAGGAUAAGCUUCAACACAGGUAAGUACUGCCCAUCAGGGUUCUUUCCAUAUGUUUCGAUUGUCUUUGAAAUCAAAAAAUCACAGGAGCAGGAACAUUUUCAUGUUCCGCUGCUGCUGUCUCCAUUUUCAUUCAGCACUUAUCGUGGGAGUUAGAACUUUUGUUGCAACUUUUCUCUUAAGUCCUUGAACUUUGUUGACAACAUCAAAACUAUUGGCUUUGUAAAUGCUGAUGCAAAUCAUAAGGGACAUGGUUCCUAAGGCAAUAAACAUGCUUGUCUUGUAAUGUUAGUCCUAAGGAUUAUGUGAUCUGGACGGUCUCAUGUAAAUUCGCUCCAUUCAGUCUAUCAUUGUAAGUCUAUGAUAAAAGUGAUGUUAAGUAGCAUAGGAGAGCAAACUAUAGCUUCACAAUACAUAAUGAUUCGGAGUUAAAAGCAAA
Messenger RNA from Humulus lupulus (European hop), 1378 nucleotides. RefSeq names its product uric acid degradation bifunctional protein TTL. The transcript is spliced from 5 exons. NCBI's taxonomy places the organism in Eukaryota, Viridiplantae, Streptophyta, Magnoliopsida, Rosales, Cannabaceae. Gene Ontology annotation, biological process: purine nucleobase metabolic process. The coding region runs from base 79 to 1095 and encodes 338 amino acids. Gene Ontology annotation, molecular function: carboxy-lyase activity; hydroxyisourate hydrolase activity. The record is from RefSeq and is a predicted model, not a curated record.